Molecule: messenger RNA, 5319 nt
Organism: Lymnaea stagnalis (great pond snail)
Lineage: Eukaryota; Metazoa; Mollusca; Gastropoda; Lymnaeidae
Source: the annotation of a GenBank genome assembly
AUUGAAGAUAACAACAUUGUUUAAAUAAAGUACCAUUGGCGUGCGAGUCUCCUCCAAAAAGUUGAUACCUUGGGGCUGGGACGCAGAUUAAAGCUUGUGUCAUUUUAAAAAGAAAAAAAAAAGGAAAUCAUCAUGAGUGCGUAUACGAUAUUAGUCAUUCUGGUAUCCGUAGCGAGUAUGGCUCUGGCACUGGACAGCUGCACGGUACAGAGACAGUGCUACUGCGAGACAAAGACCAACUUUGUGGAUUUAAAUCUAAUCGGGAACAUCACGUGAGUAUUUUAACGAAUGGCUUUCUUUUGGGUAUGCCUUUCUCAAGAAAUUUAGAAACUAUUUUCUACUCUUUGGUGCCCUUAAACUCAUCUUUAAAAGAAUUGUAUUUUUUUUCAUUUUUUAAAAUGUUUUUUUUUUUAAAUAUAGACAGACAAACGAUGUUGUUUCAAUAUUAAUGAUAUGCAUAAGUUCAAAUGACGUAUUUUGGGACUAGUUUUUUUUUAAAAAUGAAACUAUAUUCAAGAGGAAAGUUUGAGCCGAAAUUAAAUUAUACAUGACUAUUAAUUUAAUCUAUUCCAAAACUUGAAACUUUUCAACCAAGUGGAACCUUAAAUUUGAUUUAGUGUUUUCAAAAAUAGAGACAGUAUUUGUUAUUAAUUGGCCACGCGUUGGAAUGCAAUUCGACAAAUUUUUUUAAAAAAAUGUGUAAGUAAUCUGUCUACGUCAGUGUCAAUGACAUGCUCUCAAUGGCUCGGCUCCUCUCUGCCAGUGACAUGGGAUACGUCACCUCAACAUCAAACUUAUUCUGAUUAGACUCUAAAUCUCACGUGAUAGAACUUGUUUAAUUUUAUAACGAUUGUUUCCACAAAUCUAACGGAAAAAAUGUGAUUAUUUGUGUUUGCAGUUUUAAUUUGACAGAUUCGCAAGGGGGAAGCAUUUAUUCGAUCAGACUUUGUCAAACCCUCAACCUUCCCUAUGUUGCCUGCCACUCAGUGCACGUGAGUAAACUUGCCAAUUUCUUACUCUUUACAGUUACAGAAAAAAAAAUGUCUUGAAACGUUUCAACAAAUGUUAGCUUAUCACAGUCGAUAAAGUCCCUUGUAGAAGCUCAGUUUGAAACCCUCAACAAAAACAGCAUCAUGCCCAGUGGUUUGUGUUCAUCCAUGAGUUUAACAACCUCCGCUUGUAUUUCAGGGAUGUCAGUACAAUGUCUUAUCAGGACAGAACUAUACUAUAGCGAACGCCAGCAACCCCGUCUUCAACGACUCAACGACUCUCAUCUACCGGGGUGCCAACAGGUGAGUUCUAGCAUGCCAUUAAGUAAUAGACUAACCGGAUUGCCGACAGGUGAGUUGCAGCAUGUCAUUACGUCAUAGAGUCACCGGAGUGCCGGCAGGUGAGUCGUAGCAUGUCAUUACGUCAUAGAGUCACCGGAGUGCCGACAGCUGAGUUCUAGCAUGCGAUUACGUCAUAAACUAACCGAAGUGCUGACAGGUGAGUUGUAGCAAUUCAUAAACUACAUACAUUUUAAAAAUAUAAUACAGAAUUGUAACAGAAUCGAACAGUUUUUUUCUUAGCCCAUAUCAGCUGAAACACAUUUAAUUUUUAUCACAAACUGAACAUUUGCUGAACGCGCUGAUCGGUGGGAUAUAUACGCUCAUUUUUUUUUUUUUAAUGUGGAUCAUUGCGCAGUGUGUAAAUGUUUCAAAUAGUGAUCGACAAAACACUUUGUAUUCCCAUUUGUGCGCUUUGUGUUUCUAUUUUUUUCGAGGCCGAUGGCCGGAGUGUCAACUAAAUAAAUCUCAUUUAAGCCUAUACUGCAGACUGUGACACACUCUGUUCACACUCUCUUUGAUUUGGUUACAACUAAACUAUAGAGCACUGCCUUAGAGGUAUAUGCAUGUCUGUGUCAAAUUAAGGUUUUGUGGAUAUUUUGCUUUAUGGCAGCAUGAUGUACUUUUGGCCACAUUUUUUUGCGACUGGACCAACAAAGCCAAACUCACACCGAUAAAAAAAAAGUAAAAAAAAAAAAAACCAGAGGGGUUUCAGUUGAAUGAAAAGUUGAAAUCCCUGUAAUUUAACUCUUUGACUCCCGACCUGUUUCAUGAUGUUGCUAACGUCAUUUAGUCACAAGGACGAGACCACGUUUAUAUUGAAAUCUAAAUCCCGAGAGUAAUUGAACAGAUGAAUAAAUUUUUAGAGAUCAACAGAGAGGAAAUUUAUUGUACUUUAUCAUUAAUUUACUUCGAAAUAAAUAUGUGGUAUUUUUUUAAAAAAUUAAUUGGUGUAUAUCCAUAUAUUUCCCCGAAAUGGUUUAUAAUUGUUUUACAGUGAUUUCAAUGUUGGUCCCUGCGCAGAGACUGAGAAAGCUACUUUGUGAUCUGGCAACAAUUACUUUUUUUUUUUUUUUAAUUUCUUGUAGUGUUUUGCCUGCUGAAGAAGGCAUUUAGCCGAAACGUUCUUUUUUAACCGUUUUUUUUAAUCAAAGCCUUUCAAAAUAUCUCGUUCAUCCCUGUUUUUUUACUUCCUACUUUGUGAUCUGGCAACAAUUACUUUUUUUUUUUUUAAUUUCUUGUAGUGUUUUGCCUGCUGAAGAAGGCAUUUAGCCGAAACGUUCUUUUUUAACCGUUUUUUUUAAUCAAAGCCUAUCAAAAUAUCUCGUUCAUCCCUGUUUAUUUACUUCCCACGUCUUGAACGCAGUCUGCCAUGUAUUAUUGUGAUUUCAAAGCAAGUUCCAGCAGCAUUAUGCUCUUGUCAAACAUGUUAUAUCCUAUUAUCCUAUCGACUUAUGGAACUUUCUUGUUUUUCAGGACCACCGUUGUAAAUUUAGUGUGUUCCACACAACAGGACAACUUCACGUUCUCCAAUGAGAAGCCACAGUUGACUUACGUGAGUAUUCAUAACAUUAUCGCUACUUAAGGAGCAAGGGACCCAACCUGGAUAGAAAUAUCAUAAGAACAAAAAACAAGGCCUUUGUAGUUGAAAAUUUUGUUUAUAAAAGAAAGAUUGUAUUUACAAUACGACUUGAGAUCCGUUUAUGACCAAGAGAAGGCUGCAGAUUACGUCCAUCAUUAUAUUGGCAGAUAACAGAUUUGAGGCAGAUACCGGGCGCAUCCCACCGGAGAUAACGAAUUAUACACCUUUCUCUCAGAGGCCUAUCAAAACAAUAAUAAUUAUACAUUAAAAAAAAACAAUAAUAACAAAGGGACAUCAAAAAAAUAAUAAGGAAAAUAAUAAUAAUAUUAAAAAAAUUAACUAUAAUAAAAAAAACACCAAUAAUAAUUAUAAUAACGGGUUUUAGCGGAUGAAUUACCACAUGCUGAUGUGAUGUUCUGUGGAACGUUUCACAGGCGUGUCCCAAGGUUUAGAUUUAAAGGAAUGGAAAGAAAUUUUUAAAAAAAGAGGUUUUGGGUAUUUUGUUUUUAUAUUAUUAGACGGGACUCGAACACAUGUAAUCUACUUAAUCAAACGAAUUAGCAUUCACGUUUGUCAUUAUCCAACAUCUGCUGUUAUUUAUUUUUUAAAAUUUAUAAUUUUGGUGGCUGGAAAUCCCAAAGAAGUUUCGCGACUAUUAUUUAGGCGUAAGAGACUAAGGUGGGUUAAAACAUACUUCAAUACUUCAAUGUUGUUUGGAGCUAAGGUGGUCAGAGAUCAAAGGUGAAGUGCAGUCAGAUACAUUUAUCUACCGAUAAACAUAUAUUAUUACAAGUACGUAAUAAACAAUACUUUCUUUGCGAAUCAAAAACACUGUAUGUCUGGAGGUCGUUACUGGUAUAACCGCAGCAGGAUAGUAAAUAUGCUAAUGUGAAAUAAGUUGUUAGUUAUGACGUUGUCAAGGAAGUUUUGAUUACAUAGAAUUUAGCGAGCGCCGGUCACAAUAAUGAACAUGUUUCUCUUUCUAGAACUUCGUCCUUACCGGAAAAUCGGCGUGCCCGAAAGACCUUCCGGUAUCGACAACGACGACCAUCGUCCCCAGCAACACCACCGCCAGCAACACCACCACGCACGCCAACACCACCAUAACCACACACCCGCCGACCAACUCAACGACGGUGACGACGACGCCCAAAACAUCACCAACCACAACAGCCAAAGUGACCAACGCCACGACCACCACCACCGUCACCACCAAGUCAUCAACACCGAAGACUUCGAUCACAACACCCAUCGCUUCUACGACCCACAAAGGGGCGGCCAGCACUAUCAGGUAGGUGCAGUUUUGUGACAAAAAAUGGCUACCAAUAGAUUAGAAAUAGAUUAUCAAUUGCACACAAGGGUUCUUAAUCAGUAGUGGAUUUAUCUUUUUUUUUUUUAAAGUGAAGUACGUUGCAAUUAUUUCAUGUUGUCAUAGAAUGCAUGAAUAAAUAUGUCAUGAUUCGUCUUUAUUAUCAUGAUUCUUAUAAUUGAAAUGUAUUCAAAUACAUAUAUUUUAUUAGCAAUUUAAAGACGUAUAUUGCAUACAAAGUAUGAGAACCCUUGAAUAUUUUUUAAAAAAAAUAUUGUGAAAUUUAAAGUAAUUGUCCUCUGGAGCAUUACUAGUUUAACAUUUGUGCAACAAAUAAAAUAACACAGUGUGAUGAAGAAAACUGAUUAUAGUAAUUAAUCUAAUUGUCUUUAACUUAAACCCUACAACUUUCUCGUCACAGCUUCAUGACAUUAUGGACCGUCACAUUUGCUGUUUGGCUGUCGUCUACACUUUUCUGAUGCAUGCACCAGUGCUUGAUUAUAACAGCGGUCGUAUGGGGCCCUACCCAUGAAUGAGUUUCUAAACAUAUUUCGUGAUGGAUAGUCGAGUUUUGCGUCAUGUCCACUUUGUUUAAGUUAAAAAUAUUUAGUUAUUCUACAACGGUAAACCCUUGCAAACUCGUAUUGUGAACUGAGAACAGUGGCAUUGCGAUAUAAGGCCUUGAAAUAUGUAAUGCUAAAAGUGAAGAAAACAGAAGUUUUAUUAAUUUAACUGGAUUGCAUACCAUUUCCGAAAAUUAGCGGAGAAUUCAGACGUUAAGUUUUAAAGGAAUAUAGAUACACAUAUUAUAGAUCGUCUCAUUUGACGUGUCCAUAGAAACUGACUUCAUUUUAUUCAGAAGAACAUCUCUUAGUCAGGGCGUGGGUAUUUAGUGACAGCUUAUUAAGUUCUGCAAAUGACGAAGGCAUAAUAUCUAUUACAAAAAAGCUUUCUGAUGCAUUAAUCUCAUCGAGCGGCUGCUCAGCGAACAUUGUGUUGAUAAACUAUUUUUUAAAAACAACGUAGUGAUUUUGUUGAUUUUUCAUGUUGUGUUUUUGCUAAAUGAAAUUAAAUGAAAAAUAUCAUUAGGAAAUAUUGUG